Notodromas monacha is the source of this 4373-nucleotide messenger RNA. The record is from the annotation of a GenBank genome assembly. Lineage: Eukaryota; Metazoa; Arthropoda; Ostracoda; Podocopida; Cyprididae.
CCAGACCGGUAACCCCACAGGACUUCAAGUGCGUCGAAGUCCACAGCAAUGGAAUUCAGAUGUGUGGGACAGUGUUGGUGCGCAAUGCAUGUGUUGUUGGAACGUGAACUGUGUGCAGUGAUGUCACGGUGAACUGCAAUUUGCUAGCCAUAAAUGGACUUGCGGAGCAACGAUGUACUUUCUGGGAUUCAAGCACAGCCUGAAAAUGAUUCUGCGUCCAUCUCUCAAACGACCUCAUCUGGACGAGAAGUCAUUUUGUCUUGGAAGAUCCGUUCGCAUCAACCGAAGAGUGGAACUCCGUCAGACACGAUUGAAAAAAAUAUCGCAGCCGGAAAAGAAGCUUCGAUAGCACCUAGUACAAAUGAUGCGGAGGAUCCAAACGUGAAACUGAUAACCUCCGCGUCAACCGUCCCUGGCAAGAAUAAGAAGCGUCGCAGAACUUGGGAAACAUGGACAGCGGCAGCGAAAGAUCUGUUUUUUGAUGCUCUAAAUGAACAUGGAAAGGAUUUCACUGCUAUUCAAAACUUUUUUGCCAUGAAAGUGAAGAAGAAAGCGCUUCCGGCAUCGAUGAUGAAAAACAAAGAACAAGUUCGACACUUCUUCUAUCGAACUUGGACGAAAAUUUCGAAGCUGUUAUGUUUAUCUCUCGACGAUGUUAAAAGAGGAACUCUCGAGCUGUAUGCGCUGAUCAACUACGGCGAGCUGCGUCGGAAAAUAGGAUCGUACUGUGACGACGAAAAGAGUGUUGCUAAAUUAAGUGAGCUCGUGCAGUCGGGAUCAACGAAAGUGAGAAUUAGAGGAAAAACGAUCAGGAUUCGAACGCCGAUGUGUAGAGCUUUGAAGAAGAUAAAUGACAUGGAUGGUAAGCAUGAUUUGGGAUCAUCGGUUCGCCGAGUCAUUGUCCUGACGCUUCUGAUUUCCGACCUUGAAAUCGUUGGAAGGAAUCAGAAGCUACCCGAACUUGUUCAGAUCCAGUUGAGACCAAGAACUGGAGAAGCUUUCGCUAGAGUUCAAAGUCUUGCGCACAACCCUCGAGUGACUGCCAAUGUUAGCAUACAGCGCCGACUGUCUUCCCUUUUGAGAGUUCUACAGAGGAAAUGGCGACCGCUAAAUGUGAAAAAGCGUUUGGAGCUGCUCAACGUCGAUAUGGAACUUACCCCGUUCACGGAAGAGCUGAAAAAGGAACCGAAAAGUUGCAUUCGCUUAUUUCCUCAUCGUGAAGCUAAUUUGUGCGUAGUUAAAGUCGAGGAGAUGGAACAGCCCGCCAAGGUACAAUCGUCGUGUUUGAGUUUGAACAGCCAUCGAGAGCGCUGGAAGGCUGCACAAGCUCAGAAAUUCCCUGAUGAGGAAAAGAGGGUCUCAAAGAAAACUCCCGCGAUUGCCAUUCCAACCGUCGUUGCGGAGCCGGUGAGAGAGGAGUUCAAUCCGGAAGUGGGAACAGACGACGACGAGUAUGAUGGCGACGCUGAUGACGAUGGAGACACCACCCAAAGUGAAGGUCUAUGUUCCAAUUCUGAUGGGGAACACAGCCAGUCGGAGGAUGUGAAAAGCGAUUCAUUUUUCGGUGUCUCGUCGGAAAUUACCAGCAAGACGGAGAUAUGCUUGUCAGUUGGCAGCUCAGCAGCGAAUGACAGUGUUAUAAAGAAGUUCAGCAAUCCGAACGUUCCUUAUGAGGAUGAGUCGCAUGUGCCCGAUACUUCGAACGAUGUCAACAUGAACUCAUUUCUUAGUUUCAUUAAACUUGGUACGAAAGCGGAAAGCAAUAUCACUGAAUUCAUAGCGCGGCAUAAAGCUGAACUGCCAUCAAAUGAGCUCAAGGAAGUGACUCCGAAAGCCGAAUUGACUGAGGAAGAAUUGGCAGAAUGUGAACGAGUUAACAGAUUCAAAGUGGACGGUUGGGAUUUGGAUGCGGCCAAACUGAUGACUAUCGGGGAACUUUAUCUCUUGUUCGGUAAGCCGAAGAAAGUGUUGAUGGAGUACGAAUUCGUGAAUUCAACCAUCGAGUCCACUGGAAACUGUGAUAUCAGGGACCUUCCAAGUUCCCAUCCCAGGCGGCUGUUGAAGAGGUUGAUCGAUUUUGCUGCGUUCUCACUUCGGAAAUCGAAGGAAAUGAAGGAAUCUCAGAAAAGCAGUGGAACCGUAGUUCCCUUGCCACACAGUCCUACUCCACCAGCAGCUUCGCUUACUAAGAAGAAACCUAAAUUGGCUGUUGAAACCGAGAAGCAACCGCAACUGCCUCCAGAUCCACCCUCUGCGAUCGUUAGCACAAGUCGUAUAUCACAAGACGAAUUUCUUUUCCGAGUGCCUUUGCCUAAUCCACUACGGAAUCAGAGUGUUCCCGACAAGCGCCCUGAAGUGAUCCUCAAACCUCAGUUCAAAAAGCUGAAGAAGGCUGAAAUGAUUGUUCGUCGUAUUGUGCCUGUGGAAAAUCCUCUCAAUCCUGCUCCCCGGCGUCCGCCCGCGAGGAAGCCAAAAAAGAUUUCUUUCCACCAAGCAGUGUUGAACUCGGACAGUAAUGUGGUAUGGAAAGCUAGUGAUGAUACGCCGCCGGCGGCGGCGCAACGGAUGAACGAAGCGCUGAGUGUGAUCUUUCCAAAAAUGCCCGCGUUGGAAGCAAGCAGUUCGAACACAGCGAGCAAAGUUAAAGAAAAGGGCAACGGGGCGAUAGAGAUGUCGUUUCCAAUCGACUACGGGAUGCGGAAAGUGGUGCUCGACGGAUUGCAGAGAACUUCGGAUAUUCCUGCAGCUGCAGAAGAAAGCAGUUAUGGUAAUCGAACGCCAGCUUCACCAUCGGCAAUAAGCCUGCUUAUGGACAUCAGCUUCCCAGACUCCGAGGUUGCAUUAGCUUCCCAGAUCAUGGCGAGUCCGAGAUCGAUGUCCCCUGUAGCUUCGAGUUCAUCGUGUACGAAUUUCAGCAGCUUUACUGGUCUCAUCCGGUCUUUGUCGGACUCGUUCGAAAAUCCGAUUGGUUCUGAAGUUGAUGGGAAUCUAACGCUUACACGAACUUGUGAGAACGUCUGCGAUUCUGGAACAUCAGCUGUGGAAAUUCUUCCUACCUCCAGCGGUCCAUCUGGAUUAGACGAAGCUGCUAUAUUGGCCGAAUUCUGUCCUCCACAUGUAUCACCUUUGAGCCCGUCGCAAGUCCUACACCAAUCUGAUAACCAGUGGCUCGCUUCUGAAGUGAUGGAUGAAUCACUCGGAAGUUUGCUGGGACACCUGGAUAACUUCCUCAAACCUGCUUCUGGCGGGGCUUCAGAUGGACUUUGAACUUAUUUUCUCGAAUACCGUUUUUCAAAGUAUGGAAAUAUUUUAGAGAAUAGGCGACGAGAUUGAAGGUUCAGUCAUUAAAAAUCGAAACCAAUGUGUUCAAUCUACUCAAAAAGUUGAAUUUAGAUUCUCAAGCUAACUGAACAGGAAGAGGGAAAAACUACAUUCAAACUUCUAAAAGCAACGCAAUUUUAGUGCAAUUUGUGAUUGCCUUCUAUACCUUUGUACUGACCCUUGUUGAAUAAUUUGACAAUUUCCUUCAAUUUAAAGACGGAAGGCCUUGAGAAAACGUGACUGCAAGAUCUCGGAAUGAAAAGGAAGUCUUGACACGAAUGUGGCGCAUUUCUAUGCUUCUUUUCAAUAUUCUCUCCAUUUGUAAGUUUUUUUUAGUCUAUUUUGAGUGGUGUUGAAUUGUAUCCGAAACGUUUUGAUGUAACAUGUAUUCCAGAUUGAACAAUGAAUUGCUGUAACAAUUCAUUCAAAAUAUAACCUUGUGCUUCCGAGAUUUUAAAUGUCAUAUCAUUCACGCCAACGAUAACGUACUUGAAAUAAAAAGGGUCUGGGUUAAAAAGGCACUGGCCGCAAAUUUUAUACCACAGAUAUGAGCGGAGACAGUAAGCUCAGAACGCGUACGCGUUGAUGAGACUUGAAUUUUUCUCAAAGUCCAUCUGGCAUCUGUAGAGGUUUGGGUGUUUCCCACGGAAAAGACGGGUUACCGAAGUGGCCGUACUUGGCAGUUUUAAAGUAAAUUGGUCUAGUUAGACCUAAAUCUCUGAUGAUAGCUCCUGGGCGCAAAUCGAAAUUGUGUCGAACGAUUCGCUGCAAGUCAGCUUGCGUCAGUCCUGUUUUAGACGUGCCGAAGUGGAAGACUGUGAUACUGACUGGCUCAGGGAUGGCUAUGGCGUAGGACACUUGGAUCAGACAACGACGACAUAAUCCGGCAGCAAUCAAGGACUUCGCCACCCAGCGAGCUGCAUAUGCGCCUGACCUAUCAACCUACGCGUUGGACAGAUGAAAGACCGGUCUAUUUGAAUCGGACGCAGUUAACGUUUCCUAUUACAUUGUUGCAUUUCAGCGGAACUACAAGCAGUUUUUGAACGAAUCAA